Molecule: messenger RNA, 1277 nt
Organism: Numida meleagris (helmeted guineafowl)
Lineage: Eukaryota; Metazoa; Chordata; Aves; Galliformes; Numididae
Gene: PTTG1IP
Product: PTTG1 interacting protein
Exons: 7
Coding region: 68-580 (170 amino acids)
Biological process (GO): protein import into nucleus
Cellular component (GO): cytoplasm; nucleus
Source: RefSeq, a predicted model, not a curated record
GUCCCGCCCCCCCGGCGGCCCUAGAAAGGCGGCGGCCGCCCCGUCGCCCCCGUGUGCCGGUACCGCCAUGGCCCCGCCACUCGCGCUCCGGCUGUGCGCUGCGGUGCUCCUAGUGUUGCUCCCCGCGGCCGCCGCGCAGCAGCAGGAGGCGGCGGGAGAAUGUCAGCAGUAUACAAACAGAAGCUGCGAGGAGUGCCUGAAGAAUGUCACUUGCCUGUGGUGUGCCAGCAGCAGGAGGUGUGUGCCAUACCCUGUCCGGAGGAUCCUCCCACCUGCUGACCUCUGUGAGCUCCGCUCUGCACGCUGGGGCGUGUGCUGGGUGAAUUUUGAAGCCCUGAUCAUUGCGAUGUCUGUGGUGGGUGGAAUAAUCCUCAUCAUGCUGAUUGGCUGCUGCUGCUGCUGUUGUAAGAAAAAGAGCAAAAAGCCAGACAAGGAAGAUGAACGAGCCGCCCGGGAGCGGGAGCGCAGGAGGGUGCGCCAGGAGGAAAGGAGAGCAGAGAUGAAGUCACGGCAUGAUGAAAUUCGAAGAAAAUACGGCCUGUUCAAGGAGGAGAACCCUUAUGCAAAAUUUGAGAACUAGCCUCUCUGGAUCUGCCCCACCUGGUGAAUGGCGUCCUUCUUGUAGAGCCACCUCACUCUGGGUCACUUGCCUGGAGACCCCUAUGGUGCCAUGUGCUGCCACAAGCCCUGCUCAGUGUCUCCCCCAUCUCCACUCCAGUUCUCAGCUUGCCCCAGGGCUUUGCUACAGAGGCUGUGCUGUGGCAGCCAGCCCUCAGUUGCAGUGCCUGGCUAGGCUGGAGCCUUUCUCUGUGCCUGGAAACUUGGUGGCAGUAGUGCUGGGCUUCACACUCCUAACCCACCUGGGAGUGGCAGCCCAGCACAAAGCAAUGCAGUGCCUUGCUGAGGUCCUGAGUGCCCCAGUGUGUCUUCCUUCUUCUUCCUCAUGCAAAGCUGGGCACAUGCAGUGUGAGGCUCUCAUCUCUCUCUGUGUGGAGGUGGCUCAGAUGAGACCACAGGCCUGGCUGUCUCCAGCUGCACAUCUGUGCCCUCACACCAGCAUCCCCUCACAGUGCUGGUUUCUAGCUGCCUUGGGCCUCUGGGGGCUGGCCUACAUGCACGCUUCACUUGCAACUAAUCCAGGGACCCUCCACAGCCCCUCUACCUCUGUGCCUUUCUUGAUCAUCUCCUGGGCUCGGUGCCCGUGACUGAUAGCAAUACUGUAGGGUUCUGAUGCAUAUGCAAUAUGAUGAAGAUGUAUUAAAUUGAUUUGAUUACUC